CGUGCGGAUCGUUAAGUAGACGUGGUUCCGACGAUAGGAUACAGCGAAAAUUCAAAAAGGUCCACAUUCUACCAAAGUGCAUCCAGCCCCGGGCAGGGUCGAGCUCGAAAAAUAUUUACCGUUUCGGUCGAAUUGACCGAAAAAGGAAAUUCAGUGCACGGCAAAGGUCAACCAUUACCACCGUGAACCGUCAACAUGAAGAUGCAGCUGAAAUCCGUGUGGGGUUUCGUGCGCCGCAACCUCCUGACCACGCUGACGAUACUCGGUGUGGUCGUGGGUAUUGCGCUUGGGUUGGGAUUGCGGGCGGUACCGGAUGAAGGCGAUACCUGGUCGCAGCGUGACGUCGCCUACAUCAACUACGUCGGCGAUCUAUUCCUGCGGACGCUGAAAGCCCUCAUCCUGCCGCUGAUCGUAUCGUCGCUGAUUGCGGCCGUCGGUUCGCUCGACCUUUCGCUCUCGAAGAAGAUCGGUGGCCGUGCGGUGCUGUACUAUCUCGCGACAACCGUGCUCGCCGUCAUACUGGGCAUUGUGCUCGUGGUCACGAUCAAGCCCGGCUCGGACCGGGAGGGCGAUGAGGUGGAAUCGGACGAUGUGCAGUCGCGCAAUGUCACCACCGUCGAUACGCUGCUCGAUCUCGUGCGCAACAUGUUCCCGCCAAAUCUCGUGCAGGCCUGUACGCAGCAGUACCAAACCGUGCUAAAGCCACCGGCCGCCAACCCGGACGAGAGCGACAUCUACCGGUGGACGAUCACCGGUGCGUACGCGGACGGCAUGAACAUUCUCGGGCUGGUCGUGGCAUCGAUCGUGUUCGGUGUGGCGCUCGGUGCAACCAAGCGUGAGAAUGCCUUGGUGCUGCAGUUUUUCCAACAGCUGUCCCACAUCGUCAUGAAGGUCACCGGCUGGGUGAUUUGGCUCUCACCGGUUGGUGUGACGUUUUUGAUUGCAUCGAAAAUAUUGGAAAUCGAAGACCUCGGCGACAUGUUCGGUAAGCUGGGGCUGUACUUUGCGGUCGUUGCUGGUGGCAUCUUGUUCCACGGGUUCGUCGUGCUGUCGCUGCUAUUCUUUCUGUUCACCCGCAACAAUCCGUUCCGGUUUAUCGCCAACAUGGGACAGGCACUGGCCACCGCGUUCGGCACAUCGUCCAGUUCGGCCUCGCUGCCCGUUACCAUGCAGUGUUUGGAGGAGAAGAACCACAUCGAUCCGCGCGUAUCGCGGUUUGUGCUUCCGAUCGGUGCUACGAUCAAUAUGGACGGUACGGCACUGUACGAAGCCGUCGCCGCCAUCUUCAUCGCUCAGUUGCGUGGACUAUCGCUCUCGUUUGGUAACGUUCUGGCCAUCAGCAUAACGGCAACGGCUGCCAGUAUCGGUGCUGCCGGAAUUCCUCAGGCUGGACUUGUAACGCUCGUCAUGGUGCUGGACACGGUUGGUCUACCGGCCGAGGACGUAUCGCUCAUCAUCGCCGUCGAUUGGCUACUCGAUCGGUUCCGGACGCUGGUGAACGUGCUCGGAGACAGCUUCGGGGCAGCGAUCGUGUACCAUUACAGCAAGGCUGAGCUGGACAGCACGAAAAACGUGGAAGGAGCCGGACUGACCGCUGCAACGCAAAUCCCCCAGGAAACGGAUCCCGAGCUGGUGUUUCACACCGACACGAUUCUAGCGAACGGUGACGAACGCAUCACCGAUAAGAACAGUCGGCUGUAGGAAAACUGGUGUGUAGAAGCUCCCUCAUCGUGUUGGGGGAUUUUUCUUGUAGCUUGUAGCAAAAACAAACAAAAAAAAACCCACGGUGCUAUUUUACUGUAUAUUUACCCCGCUACUUUAUGAGGGCAUUGAGUUUUGUUCGGAUGUACCUUGCAAUGUUCAAUCAUUUGCCGAUUAUAUAGUGGUGGGAUGAGGGUCGACAGUGUCGGAAAUUGAACGCCGCAGCCCGUCACAUUAUCUGAUCGUAUCCGCGUACGAAUUUAUUACCCCGGUUGACUGAGGUGACACGCUUGUUUGUUUUGUUUUUAAAACUCAAUUUUUAUACAAACUGCUCCUAGCUGAUAAGAUAGACGAAUUAAGGCAAUUAGACGCGUUUAUCGUUUACAACUAGUUGCGACCGAUAUCGUUACCUUACGCGUGUUUAGAAGAGAAAACGAUUCACAAACACUGUUGUAGAAGUAUUUUUCCUGUCUCCCCCCUAUUUUGUUUUCCGUUGGAAAAGAAACAAAUUUCUAUUAGUGGUAAUUAAAGCGUGCAGGGAUUAGGGUCUGCGCCACAAACGUUCCACACACACACAUAGAUUGGCGAUAAGAUAGAUAAACUCGGGCGGUAGAGAAGGAUGUUAUCUAGCCCCGCUUAUCGUUGUGGUCCUCCGUUAAGUGCGGACAUCCAUAAAACAAUAAGAUAAAUACACUUUCAUUUUAAGUGAGUA
Anopheles moucheti is the source of this 2413-nucleotide messenger RNA. RefSeq names its product excitatory amino acid transporter 3-like. The coding region runs from base 196 to 1701 and encodes 501 amino acids. NCBI's taxonomy places the organism in Eukaryota, Metazoa, Arthropoda, Insecta, Diptera, Culicidae. The transcript is spliced from 5 exons. Gene Ontology annotation, cellular component: plasma membrane. Gene Ontology annotation, biological process: L-glutamate transmembrane transport. Gene Ontology annotation, molecular function: L-glutamate transmembrane transporter activity; glutamate:sodium symporter activity; neutral L-amino acid transmembrane transporter activity. The record is from RefSeq and is a predicted model, not a curated record.